This is a messenger RNA of Erythranthe guttata (spotted monkey flower), 1092 nucleotides long. RefSeq names its product 60S ribosomal protein L36. Lineage: Eukaryota; Viridiplantae; Streptophyta; Magnoliopsida; Lamiales; Phrymaceae. The record is from RefSeq and is a predicted model, not a curated record.
UUUAUUUCACAAUUUGAAAUAAAAAAGAAAAUUAAUUUUGAGGCCACCGUCUCUGUGUUCAUGAAACAUCAAACGUCCCCAUCCAUUAAUAUAUUGAGAGAAAAAGGAACGAAAAGUGAAUAAUAUUCUUCUUAGUAUUUAAUAUUCUUUUAUAAGAAAAAAUAAUUAAAAAUAAAUAAAUAAAUAAACAAAAAAUAGCGACAGUGUAUAAGAAAAAGACAGUAAAUAUUUGCUCCCUCGUUAAAAACUUGACUACUUUUCCCUCCCCACCAUAUCUCACUAACCACGAACAAAGAAAAUCUAUGGCUCAACAGGAAGAGGGGUGGCCAUUGGGGCUGCAACCGCUAAAUGUGAGAGUUGGGCUGGUCAGAAAUCGUGAAGUCAACGGUUCUCUUUCCUUCAAUACUUUACUCACUGGCUCCCCUGUUUCUUCCUCUGAUUCUUCUUCUGAUCUUGAUACUGAGUCAACUGGUUCUUUCUUCCAUGACAAGAGUAUAACAUUGGGUAGCCUAAUCGGCAUUUCGAGCAUUCUAGAACUUUCUAGAAGGUCCAAUAGAGGAAGAACGACCGAACCGAUUCGAAACAAAAGGAACUACAAAACAAGAACAUGGUUUCUAUCAUUGUGUUCAAGGCUAAGUACAGAUGCCGUGAGUAUGAACAACAAUAACAACAAUGCCCCUUCGCUCGGUCACUUUCUUGAAGCGGAAAGAAGGGUUGGCGUUAGCAAUUACGGUAGGCCCGACGAUUUUUCCCGUGUUUUGGAUCCGAAUUCUUUAUUUGUUGAAGGGCGAAUUGCUCCACCACCGCCACCUCAGCAGCCUCGAUCGAGUUCGAGGGGUUGGAUUGAUUCGAACGAGGAGGAACCCCCGUUGCUUCUCUCGUGUUUGUGUGGAAAUCUUACUCAUUAAUCAUCUAAAUUUAACAUUUGAAUAUUAAUUUUUUUCUUUUUUAUUUCUUUUAACAGCUUCUCCAGUUGUGUUGAAGUUUGAUUAAUAGUAUAAUCUUUUAAUUAAGGUCAAAAGUAGUGAAUGCACAGCACCUGCAUUAAUUAUGGUGAUGUCUUUGUAAAGAUUCUCCACGUGCCUGCCCUAA